AUGUCCAACGCAACAGCCAUCACAAGCACCAGCACCUUGACCAGCACCACAACAACAACAAAUGCCACCCACUCAACAACCACAUCUAUCUCCCACUGCGGCGGCUCAGCCCAAUAUGAACUCCCCAUCAAAGACGCAGCCUGCGGCAUCCCCAACACACCAAGAUACAAGCCGCUGAUUGAAACCUGCGCCAGACCCGCCAGCGUCCAAUCCUACAACCACAACUGCGCCCUCUACACACCGGCCAUCAACCAGACUGUCCAGAAGCUCACGAAUUGUCUCUAUGAUGCGGGUGUUGAGUGGGAGGAUGUCUGGUGUUUUGGGUCGACGGAUGCGAGUGCUACGGCUACUGAGUAUCCUACUGCUACCUCUGCGACUAAGACGUCUUCGACUUCGGUGCCGAGUUCUGUUACUGAUGCGGGUGUUUCGGUGGAGGUUGGUCGUGGGGGUUGGAAAGUUGGGGUUGUGGUGGUUGGUUUGGCUGUUUCUGGGUUACUGUUCGGAGUGUAA
This is a messenger RNA of Penicillium argentinense, 510 nucleotides long. RefSeq lists its product as uncharacterized. The record is from RefSeq and is a predicted model, not a curated record. The transcript has a single exon. NCBI's taxonomy places the organism in Eukaryota, Fungi, Ascomycota, Eurotiomycetes, Eurotiales, Aspergillaceae. The coding region runs from base 1 to 510 and encodes 169 amino acids.